ACUUGAGUAUCUGGUCAAUAUGGAUAAUCUUUGGUUCCUUCCUCAUGUGUGGAUGAUUGAGGUCUGCGCUGCAGCUCGUUUGGAUGUUUUAUGUCGCGGCUGUGCACAUAAUGAUAUUUAGCGAAAUUAUUUCAGUCGUAACGGAGCAUGAUUUGUCAACGCAAUGUUGCAAAUGAUGGGGUGUCGUUACAAAAGUUCAUAACAAAGCUGCAAAACAUCAACCAGCAGGGUGCCAGUAGCUAGCAAUGCUAACUAGCUAGCUGGUAACAUUACCGUUAGCAUUUUUCACAAGCGUGUUUUAUCUAAUGUUACAUUCGAGUUAAAUAUAGUGAUAUGGCACAUAGGAAAGAAGUAUUCCAGUCUAAAGUUCUUCAGAGGCUGUACCCCUUACCUCCCAAGCUUGAGAAAGAACCCAGCUCUUCACCCCCCGAGUUUGUUCUCGACAAGUCCUCUGUGAAACAGAAAAUAGGCCUAGAGGAGUGCACUAUCACUGGAGAUGGAGGGAUAAUACCAUCCUCGACCCAGCCAGGCAGACGAAUGUACACAGUCAUAGCUCCCCCUGCAGAAUACAAAACAGGUGCAGAGGGAUCUGUCACGCUCUCUCAGCCAGCAUACAUAAAUACUGUGCAAGACCCAGCUGAUGAGAACACUCAUGAGUCUGAAGGAGAAGGAGAAAGACAACGACUGAGAAGAAGAAGAAAGAGAAAGGGAAAAACAGCUCCAGGAGGAGGAACAGUCACGGGACAGGCUACAGACUCCAACCCUGGGGAUCCAACCAUGGCUCCGACCCCCACGGAGGAGAAAGGAGAGCAGCUCAGCAAGAACAAGAGGAGGAAACUAAAGAAGAAACGCCACAAAGAAAAGCUCCUCUCUCUGGGUCUGAUGCCCCGCGCUGCAGCUCUGGAGUUCACCUACCAGAGAAAGGGGAAUGGGGAGGAGGAGGAUGAAGAGAUGAGGCAGAGAAGAGCAGCUGAAGUGAUGGACUUCCUAAGGACCACACAGGAGAUCUACGUGUCUGAUCGCUCAUUGCCUGCAGGCAGGCUCCAUGUGUCCUCAGGGGUAGUGGAGGGCCUUCUGACCAGCCUGUCCAAUGGAACAUUCCCCCCUCCUGUUUUGGCCCAACUCCACAGCCUCAAGUCCCUGGUGCAGCAACAGGACACGGAGAGGCUUGCCAAGGCUCUGCAAGAGCUCCAGAACAGCUCUACCAUGUCUCCUAGUGAGGCCACUGCAGUUGUGUCCUUAUUUCAGUACUGGAUCACAGACAUCCUGCCCCUGCAGAGACCGGAAGACAGGCCAACCAACAACACAACCUUCCUAGUUGAACCAACCAACAACACAGCUUAGACUUUCCUAGAUGUUCAAGGUUUUAAACAAUACUACUGAUGGAAAAUGUAUCUGAAUCAUACAUUGUGUGCCCACAACCACAACUGUUUGAUAAGACCACUGCAUACAAAUGUUCUUAAAGGUGCUACCUGUCAUGACGUUGCCCUCUUUGGGUACAGCAAGCUCAUCCCCCUCUCCCUGCCUCCUUCAACAAGGCUGCUGUGGUCAGAGAGAGGUCGUAAAUUCCUGAGAAGACCCUGCCUCAUGGCCACAGUAUAAGAGACGGAGUGAAUUUUCAUAGAGAACGAAGGACUUUCUUCCACUUCACAGAAGUUGAGGUCCGAACAAAUUUUAUGUUCCGGACAAGGUAUAAAAGAUUGGUGAAGAAUCCAGCUACGAACUGGUCCAUUUGUUACAUUUUGGGGAAGCUCAUGGGAGACGGUGUGGCCACAUUGCCAUAACGCUGUUUAUAUAAUAGCCUCAGAUAUUAGGUUUUACAUCUAAUUGUUGUAUAAGAUGAGUGAGUAUGAUACUGUUUGUAAAAUUGUGUGAUGUGAUUUUGGACUGUUUAAUGAAGAAAACUCUUGAGUUUAACUAAAUCUGAGGACUUCCCCUGAGCCCAGUUAGGGUCAGGCAUCCUGGGACAGCCCUUUUCUGCAAUUCCAAAUAAAACCCAACUUUGAGAAAUUA
Messenger RNA from Oncorhynchus nerka (sockeye salmon), 2013 nucleotides. RefSeq names its product glutamate-rich protein 1. The coding region runs from base 334 to 1344 and encodes 336 amino acids. The record is from RefSeq and is a predicted model, not a curated record. The transcript is spliced from 6 exons. NCBI's taxonomy places the organism in Eukaryota, Metazoa, Chordata, Actinopteri, Salmoniformes, Salmonidae.